CUGUGGCAGCAGAUAAAUUUCGAAUUACAUCUUAGUUUCGCUGCGCACUUGAAAACUGCCAGACAUUAGUCUAGAAGCAACUCUCAUCUCGUCUGGUGGCAAUGGAUAACAAAAGCUCGGUGGCAAGUCGCCUAAAGUUGAAGUCAACGCAAAUUUUCAUUGUGGCCGGAACGGUGUUGAUGGCCAUGGUGAUUUCGCUGAUUUGCAUUGGUCUGACGGUACGCUAUGAAGUCGAUACAGAUACAGUGGAUGCGGGGAGUAUUGGAUAUUGGACCAUGAAUUUGCCACCGGAACAGGAGGAAUGGUUUACCAAGGGUUUGGAAGAUUUGCGUUUAACUUCCAAGGGGACUCAACGCUACAAUGGGGAAGUGAAAAAUGUCAUUGUGUUUUUGGCGGAUGGUGUGACCACAGAUAUGUUGGCCCGAGCGAGGUUUGGAGAUGAGGGGAAUGUAACGGAUUUUAUAUGGGAUUCAUUUCCCCAUUUGGGUGUACUCAAGAGCAGUUGUGGCUAUACCGCCAAUUGUGAUCUACUCUCCAUGGGCACAGCCCUCUUUGGAGGAGUGAAAACUCGCAUGGGCUUAGGUGGUCUGGAUAGGCGGGCAGAAUCACAAAAUUGUAGCCAAGCUUCAAUGGCCACAUAUCGUGUACAAAGCAUCCUGGAACAGGCCCAGGCCUCGAAGCUUCGAACAGGUUUCAUAAGUACCAAACGUGUUACCUCACCUCCCCUGUCGGCCCUCUACGCCCACACCACAGACACCAAAUGGGAAUGUGAUUCGGCAAUGCCCAAGGAAAAACGUCUAUCCGCCGACUGUCUCGAUGUGGCCGAACAAUUGAUGACCGGUGAAACGGGACAAAAACUCAAUGUCAUUAUGGGUGGGGGUAAGCAGACGCUUGUGUCACGCUUACCAACCGAUACCGAUGUUGAUGUGAAUGCCUGUGAUUCUAAAGAUAAACGUAACCUACUGCAAGAUUGGAAAUCCAUAAAAUUGGAAGAGGAUGCAAGAUUUAAAUUGUUGGAAAGCUCCAAGGAUCUGUUGAAAUUUAAUGGUACCUCGCGAGACUAUGUUUUGGGUAUCUUUGCCAAUGGCAAUGUGGUGGAGAAAAAUCCUGGUUUCCGGCAAAUGGUUUCCAAGUCGUUGAAUGUUUUGCUACGACCCAAUGUGGGUUAUGUUUUUGUCGCCGAGACACAUGUAGUGGGGGAUGGGGUGAGCGAUUUUCGCGAGACAUUGCUGGAAUUUAAUCAGACUAUAGCGGAUACAUUGGAGAAUUCAAGAUUUUCUCCCGCUUCCACCCUGGUGCUUGUUGCCUUUAUGGACUUUACACAAUCGUCCAGCGAUAGAAUCUCUUCAGAGGACAUUUUACUGUUUGCCAAGGGCCCCAACUCUCAUCUCUUUCACAGUAUACACGACGAAACCUAUAUGGCUCAUGUCAUAUCAUAUUCCCUGCAAAUGGGACCAUUUCGGCCAAAGAAAUCGAAGAAAAAGACGUAGAAACAAUACUUAACAAUUUAAAUUGAAAUUUAUUUAUUUAAUUGAAAAUCUCUUUAAUUUCUGAAAUAUAUUUGGCUAACAAUAAUAAUA
This is a messenger RNA of Musca domestica (house fly), 1580 nucleotides long. It is a transcript of the gene Alp13, whose product is annotated as alkaline phosphatase 4. The coding region runs from base 102 to 1490 and encodes 462 amino acids. The record is from RefSeq and is a predicted model, not a curated record. Gene Ontology annotation, molecular function: alkaline phosphatase activity. The transcript has 3 exons. Gene Ontology annotation, biological process: dephosphorylation. NCBI's taxonomy places the organism in Eukaryota, Metazoa, Arthropoda, Insecta, Diptera, Muscidae.